AUGUGUCAGUCUCCACACAUACUUCGGAAAAGGCGCGGCCUAAGAAUGCCAUUCGCCUUGACACAGCAGCCCUGGCUGCCCAAGCCCCAACGAGUGGAAAGUGUGCCAGCCAUUUCCCAGCAGCAAGGCUCUGCUUUCAGUGAAACCUCUUUCCGGACUACAGCAUCUUUGCGCUCACCAGCUCCCCCCAGAAGUGAAGCUAGCCCUAUCACCACGCCUCAGAAUUUGCUGAGGAUGCAGAACCUGUCUUCACAGGCAGCUGACCUCGCCAAUCACCCAGUUUCAAGCAUCAAUGGUGCUGGCAAGAAGACCGUAUCUCAGGCUGCAGUGCACGUGGCCUCUGGCUUAUCGUUGCAAGAGUUUGCCCCAACGUCUUCUCGUCAAUCCAACAAUGCCAAGCAACCCGAGAAUCCAGAAUCAUCAAUGCCUCAGGACAACACGAUUUUACAGCAAGAGACUGCCGCUCAAAAUAGCGUUAUGGCAGCCUUUGAGAAGCAAUUACGCCAGGCCACAGCUCGCAGGGCUGCUUUGGAGGAGGAAACGGCUCGCCGUAGCGAAGAAGCAGCGCAGUUACGCAGGAAUCAAGAAGAAAAACAACGAGCUGCCAAGGCUGCGGCCAAGGCUGCGCAAGCAACCAACUCCGCACAAGAUCCGACCCCCAAAGCAACGCAAACAUCACACCCGGCGACUUUGGAGGAUGUCGAUGUGAUUCGAAAGUCACUGGUGGCGCAGCUCAAGCCAAUCAUGCAAACGCUAAGUAAACAGCAGCAAGAAAAGCUGCGCGAGAUCAAUCAACGUUUGAAGGGGAAUGCCAAAACAAAACCCCCCAGCACCCUGGAGGAGGCGCGCGCGCUUCUAGCUCAACUCAAGGAGGUGGCUGCACAAGUGCUACCGCCACAGCCAUCGCCCCAAAAGGAGGCAGCACCACCACCUUCUACGAGCCCCUUGCCUGCAUCACCUGUGCACCCGCAGAAACCUUUGAAAGAUCCCCUCUCAAGCGCCCAAGUGGCAGGGACAUCCUCCACGCCGGUUGCAAGCUCGCCGCAAACCCUAGCCGAGAUCGAAGUAGCUCGCAAGAGCUUGGUCGCUCGUCUCAAACCGUGCAUGGACUCACUAUCUCCGAACAAACAAACUGAAGUGCGUGAAAUCAACAAACGGUUGAAACUUGCUGCUGAAAAAGGUAUGUGUCUCUCCUUGAUCCAAAGAAUCGUCACUCGAGAGAGCGUGCGCGUCAUGUGGUUGCGUACUGUGCCACAGGCAACAAUGCAGUAUUGCCGCAAGCAAUUGAGCUACAUCGGCGUCUUCACAACGUUGUUCAACAGUUUACAACCGCAAUACCAUCCACAGGCGAUUCAGGGUCCAAUGCAGCCGCAACACCAUCCCUUCAGGCCUGAAGAUCAAGAACAGGUUCAUCAGAUCAAUCAAGUGUUGCAUAUGCAGGCAAUCUACUUGUCGAGCUGCAAGCCCUUGCUCAACGCGCAGCCCCAGGAUUGCCACGCAAAGACCCCGGCGCAGCGCAAAACUUACUUUGAGCAAAUGAUUGCUCCGCUUUGUAAUGCACGCUUCCAAACGUUUGAGAGUUGUCAAGAGCUUCGUGAUUUUCGAAAGUGCUUUCGUGGUCAUUUUAACAAGCUCUCCAAUACAUUGCCAGAGGACAAGGUUGUUAAAGCCAACUUCCUACAACGUGAUGCGGACACAGAUGUUGUGGUCAGCGCUGCUUUGCUACUUCGACUGAUUUACGAUGCCGUGGAGCAUAAGACUAGCUUAGCAGCAUUCAUGGUGGCGGCUUUGUACAAAGAGCUGCCAGCCUUGAGCGGCGUCUACCCGACACCCGAUAUGAACCCGACAGAGCUGCGCGCUGUACUGGGCCUGAAAGAGAAUCAGCGAACUGAAGAUUUUGUUGAUAAAAUUGACAACAUUGUUCGCGUGGUCGUCGCUCUCGUUGAGGCUUUUGCAAGCAGUACGACCAAGAUUUUUUCGGCAGCAGAUGUUUGGCGCAUGCUUGCUCAAGCUAGCAACAGUGAUGCUGACGUACUCGUUGCGUCAACCCUCAUGUCUUCAACGAUUGAGCUUUACGGAUACCGGCUUCAAGUCCUCUAUGGCCCACAGUUUGACAAGCUCAAAAGUUGCAUCGGCAACCAAUGUCUCCCUCAAAUGGCAUCAACACCUGCGACACAAAGUGUUCGCAGUCAGAUUGAGGCCCUCAAGCGUCAUUUGAAGGGCACUCACAAACAGACACCACGAACGCAUCGACUCGAUUUGAGUGGUGUUGGUCGGAUUCACUUGAGCCAGAUCAUCUCAUGA
Molecule: messenger RNA, 2304 nt
Organism: Monosiga brevicollis MX1
Lineage: Eukaryota; Choanoflagellata; Craspedida; Salpingoecidae
Exons: 22
Coding region: 1-2304 (767 amino acids)
Biological process (GO): poly(A)+ mRNA export from nucleus
Cellular component (GO): nuclear pore
Source: RefSeq, a predicted model, not a curated record